Messenger RNA from Prunus persica (peach), 1257 nucleotides. Its product is annotated as protein trichome birefringence-like 43. The record is from RefSeq and is a predicted model, not a curated record. Gene Ontology annotation, molecular function: O-acetyltransferase activity. The transcript has 5 exons. Lineage: Eukaryota; Viridiplantae; Streptophyta; Magnoliopsida; Rosales; Rosaceae. Bases 58 to 1122 code for a protein of 354 amino acids. Gene Ontology annotation, cellular component: Golgi apparatus.
CUCUCUCUCUCUCUCUCUCUCUCUCUCUCUCUCUCUCUCUCUCUCUCUCUCUCUCUCAUGGAUAUUUUUGGCAUUAGCACACUUGUUAUUGUGCUCUCUCUUCUGCACCAUGUACAUGGAGAUGUAACUUCCACUAAAGGAUGUGAUAUUUUCCAAGGAAAGUGGGUUUAUGAUGCAUCAUAUCCUCUGUAUAAUUCAGCAAAAUGCUCCUUCAUAGAGAAGGAAUUCGAUUGCCUAAAGAAUGGUCGUCCAGACAAAUAUUAUCUUAAAUAUCGAUGGCAGCCCACUGGUUGCAGCUUAACAAGGUUCAACGGUCAAGAUUUCUUGCAAAGAUUUAGAGGAAAGAGCAUCAUGUUUGUUGGGGACUCACUGAGCUUGAAUCAAUGGCAGUCACUCACUUGUAUGCUUCAUACAGCCAACCCACAAACCCCAUAUAAACUGUUCAGGAUAGGAGGGCUAUCCACAUUCACAUUCCCUGCAUACAAUGUGAAGGUCAUGUUCUCUAGGAAUGCGUUUCUGGUUGAUAUUAUAGCAACAAAAGCUGGGCGAGUUCUUAAACUUGACUCUAUUGAAAGUGGGAAAAUGUGGAAGGGAAUUGACUUCUUGAUCUUCAACACAUGGCAUUGGUGGCUUCACAGUGGAAGGAAGCAACCUUGGGAUCUAAUUCAAGAAGGAAACCGCCUGUAUAAAGACAUGGAUCGGUUGGUUGCGUAUAAGAAGGGGCUCAACACUUGGGCUAGAUGGAUUGACACCAAUUUGGACCCCAAAAAAACAAGAGUCUUCUUCCAAGGUGUUUCCCCAGAUCAUAAUAAUGGAGGUGAUUGGGGGGAGCCAACUGCAAAACAUUGUGAGGGACAAAUGCGACCAGUGGUUGGGCAUCAGUAUCCAGCAGGUUCACAUCCAGCAGAGCUUGUAGUAGAAAGAGUGCUGCAUUCUAUGUCAAAGCCAGCUUAUUUGCUUAACGUCACAACCCUUUCACAACUAAGAAAGGAUGGCCAUCCGUCUGUGUAUGGUCACGGCGGUCACAGGGACAUGGACUGCAGCCACUGGUGUCUGGCCGGAGUUCCUGAUACUUGGAAUCAACUUCUAUAUGCAGCUCUCAUACAAAGAAAAACCAACUAAUUUUUUGGAUUCAAGAAACCCUAUAAUAUUUCCAAAAUUGAGUAUGUAAUUGCGGUUCAUAAUCUCUACAUAAUUUGUAUUCCUAUCCAUCCACUUCCAAAAAAUAAUAAUAAUAAUCUAUCAAUUAUUCAACCA